Molecule: messenger RNA, 5419 nt
Organism: Diabrotica virgifera virgifera (western corn rootworm)
Lineage: Eukaryota; Metazoa; Arthropoda; Insecta; Coleoptera; Chrysomelidae
Exons: 2
Coding region: 253-1656 (467 amino acids)
Biological process (GO): proteasome-mediated ubiquitin-dependent protein catabolic process; multicellular organism development
Cellular component (GO): cytoplasm
Molecular function (GO): ubiquitin conjugating enzyme binding; zinc ion binding; ubiquitin protein ligase activity
Source: RefSeq, a predicted model, not a curated record
AAUGGUUCAUGUCACCUGGCAACACUGUUUGCCACUCGCUCGUGCACCCAGACAAAACAUAAACAACUCUCGUCUCUGUCUGAUCUAGGCUCUCUUCUAUCUUCCUGUCUUAUUCUUAUUUAGACAAGAGUUUCCGGCUAAAUAGUAGUAAAUAUUUUAUGAAUUUUCGAAUUGUGUUUUUUGUGAUUCACUAUCAAAAAAGAAGAUUCAUCAAUUUAUAUUUCGUUAUUGUAGCAAUUGUAGGAUAUUAUUAUGGCGUUUAUCCUUCCAGAUAAUAUCCUAGAGACUUUACUUUGCAGUUUUUGUCAUAAAUACUUAUCUGUGAAACCCACAAAAGUUUAUCCCAACAGGCUUAUACAAUGUGGAAGGUGUGUUGAUAAGAAGGAACAGGAACAAUCUAUCCAUGAUUUCGAAGCAGUAGAAUCACAAUAUGGAAAAAUUGCUGAAAACAUUUUAUUUAAAUGUGUCAACAGAUUUGAUGGUUGUCGAGAAUUGUUAACAUAUUCCCAAGUGCGACAUCAUGAACAGGUGUGCUUGGAAAAAGUUCACGAAUGUCCAAUUUGUGGUGAAGAAAUGGCGAGUUUUUUUCUGCUUCGACACUUUGAUUCCAACCAUAAGGAUGCUAUAUUGGAUUGUCCCGCGUUUGUUUUCAAGUUAAAUGAUCUUUUAGAAAUGCCUAGUGUUUAUAUAUAUCACGAAGAAGAUAAUUUGUUUUUUCUGUAUAUUAGCUAUACUAAGUCAGAAAAUACAAUAAAAUUAUAUUUGGUUUAUAUUGGGAGUUAUAAACUCGCUAAAAAUAUAUACCACCAAUUUACUGUAAGUAGUAAAAACAAAGAAUUUGAUGUUAUAUUGAACCCAAGACCAUGUACUGAUGAUUUUUUUGUUGUGAAUAUUUCGAAAAUGUCAAAUUUGAUACUGAUUAAGUUUAAAUUAAUUGAUUGCAAUCUAAAAGUUUUGACGGCACCUGAAAUUAGUAAUGCUGUGAGGAAACCUAUAGUCAAAAAUGAUUCACUCGAGAGUCAAAUUGAACACCCAGAAUUCAGUCUCGAUCUAAUAUGUUAUUAUUGCAAAGCGUAUUGCGUUUUUUCAUUGACUGGAUAUCCAGUGAAGGAAUAUUACUAUGACGACGACGAUGAGUAUGUAUGUUACUAUUGUAAUCAGUUUUUUAAAGUUGACACCGAUGGAAUAUCAAUCCCCAUCAACAUACUUGAGACAAUGAAGAUGUUCGCUUGGAAUUGUAGUAAUUGUUGUGGCGAGUUUGAAUUUUCACAUAUGCAGUCACAUGAAAUAAGCUGUAAAUUAGGUAGACAAUAUACUUGCCCUAGAAAAAAUUGUUAUGAAAAAGGAACUGCUAACCAAAUGAUCACACAUUUGAAAGACAGGCAUAAGUAUAUGGGAUUUGGUUCUCACUUUAAACUACCUGUAGAUUUUGAAAGCUGUUAUGUAUUUGUAAGAGAGCAUAUUGUACGUUUACGUAAAACUAAACCUGUAAAAUCCAGUCUUGAGCAUAUCUCUAUUAAAGUGGAACUAAUAACAACUGAAAGUGAUAACACAGACCCAUGUGCUUUGUUUUUUAAUAACAGUAAUGAAAUUUUAACAGAUUAUUCCAAGUUUUCAUCUUACAGUGAAGUAUUUGUAAAAGUUUUUGUAUACUAGUUAUAAAAUAUUAUUAUGUUAUUGCUCGCAAGACCAGGAUUUGAUCCCUGUCAGAGACAAACUUACCCUACAGUGCGCAAUGUUUUUUUUAUAUCAAACCGUGACAUUUGAUUUUAAAAUGGGAUAUGUUAAAUGAGGAAAACAACAAAAAAAUUCUCACAUAUUGUAUAUAAAAUAUACAAAAAAAAUGUCUGAUUCAUAUGUGCAUCAUCACACGUAAGUAGUACUUGUAAGCUAGUAUCUGAUAUACAUACGAAAGUAAUUAAUUUUUGUGGAAUAAUUUAAAACAGUUGUUCUGUUUGUUGAAACAUAAUGCUGUAGAGCAUUUCUCACACACUACAAAUGUUUGUGCUUUGCAACCCCGUCGUGUGUCACCCCAUGUAGGAAAGUUUCUUAUGUUGUCAGUUCCAGUUCGACCAUCUGGUGAAAUCAAAGGUGCUACACUACAUUUCUAUAUAGUACUUUCUAUUUCUAUAUAUACAUAGGCAUAAGUGUAGCUAUAUCUAUUCUAAAUUCAGAUAUGUUCAAGCACUUUGAUUUUUCAAGGUUAGCUCUUUCAUAACAACCAAGCAUUCACAACUGCCAUAUCUAAUAAAUAUAUCAUUUUGUUGAUCUUAUCUUUAUUUUAUUUCGACUCAGAAUACUAUCAAGAGGUCGACCCUUCCCAUAGACGGUUGUACUUUAAUACUACUGCAGGACAAGUUACAUCAAACUUACUUUUUUGCUUCCUAUCAUAUCUUUUUACGGUUUGAAUAGGAUCUGUUCCUUUAAAAUAGGAUAAAAAUACCACCAUUUUAUUGUCUGCCCAAUAAAUAUUGCUUAUUUGUACAUCAUCAUAUUCAGCUACAUAUUCACCUAAGCUUCCUCGUAUCGGUUUUUUGCUCUCCGAUUCCGUUGGGAUUUUGCAUGAUAGAAUUCUAUUUCGUUUUACUGUUCCAAGAGCAUGUCUACCCUAUUUAGCUAAAUAGCAUGUUAUUGUAGUGCAGUAACUGAAGGUGGAUAUGAUCUGUUACCUCCGAUUUCGUUGAACCUCCAUCGAUUUGCAUGAAAAUUGGUGAGUGGUUAGAGGAUAUCUCAAGGAACAAAGGUGACAUGGUUACAACUUGCGCGUUUACCCUGGGAGUGGAUGCCACCUCUUCUCGGGGGUGAAAAUUAUUUUAUUAAAAAAACCCCAUAAUUCGAUAGAGGGACAAAUUCUAAGCAAAAUUAUAUAAAGUUAUUAAAAUAAAUCAAAACUUUUUGAGUUAUUAAAGAUCAAACAUUUUUAUUUUUCGUGAGAAAAAUGUCUAUUUUUCACCGAUUUUUCAUAAAUAACUAAAAAACUAUAAGUUUUUACAAAAAUUAUAAUUACCAAAAUUGAAGCUAAUAAAAAAUCAAAUAAGCUCCUUACUAGAAAAACCUUUUAGACCGGGCAGUAUCGUCGCCCCCGCUAGCGAAAUUAUUCCGAUUCGAUUUUUUUGCACAAACUUACUCAAAAAUAGGUCCUUAUAAUACAUCCACAGGGUACCGGGCGGUGUCGUGGUCGAAAAAUUGUUUAAACGAUUUUUUUUAAACAAAUUCACAAAAAUAAUUUUUUUAUUGCGAACAAUUUUUUUUAGAUAAUUUAUUCUGAGCAAAAAGGUCUCUUGUGAUUUUUCUCUAAAAUUGAUUGUUGUCGAGUUAUAUGGCCAUUUUCGCAUUUUUCAAAUUUUAAAUCGCGUAUAACUCGACAACAAUCAAUUUUAGAGAAAAAUCACAAGAGACCUUUUUUGCUCAGAAUGUCCCAAAUUAUCUUAAAAAAAUUUUUGUGAAUUUUUAAACAAUGUUUAAACAAUUUUUCAACCACGGCACCGCCCGGCACCCUGUGGAUAUGUUAUAAGAACCUCUUUUUGAGUAAGUUUGUGCAAAAAAAUCGAAUCGGAAUAAUUUCACUAACGGGGGCGACGAUACAUCGUGGACUACAGCGCUAAUUGUUAAUAAUUAAAAAUAACAGCUCUGUAAUAAAAUAAUGACAAAAAUCUCUUCGGGACCUUAAAGAAGGGGGUUGAAACUUGAUCUGGUUACUUAUUGAAUUUUAUAAUAAUAAUUUUUAAUCGAGUUAAGCCAUGAAAAUGGCCAUUUUCGCAUUUUUCAAAUUUUUAAUCGCAUAUAACUCGACAACAAUUAAUUUUAGAGAAAAAUUAUAAGAGCCUUUUUUUGCUCAGAGUGACCUAAAUUAUCUAAAAACAAUUGUUCGAAAUGAAAAAAAUUAUUUUCGUGACUUUGUUUAAAUAAAAUUGUUUAAACAAUUUUUUGACCACGGCACCUCCCGGUACCCUGUGGAUAUGUUAUAAGGACCUCUUUUUGGGUAAGUUUGUGCAAAAAAAAUCGAAUCGGAAUAAUUUCGCCAGCGGGGGCGACGAUACUGUCCGGUCUAUUUUAGUGUUAACCAAAAGUGAGUUAUAGGUAAUUGAAUGUAUAUUUUUUUUCGACGAGUACCCAACUCUUAAGUAUUCAAGCUUAAAUAACGAGAAAAUUAUACAUUUUAUAACAUAAACUUAUUAAAUAUUUGCCAAAGUACUUAGAAAUAUCUAUCAAAUGAGUCCCCGAACAAGAUAAUAGCAUUAAAAUUUAUGCUCCAAAAAUUUUCAAAAUUUAUCUUUUAAAAAUUUUUACAAAAAAUGUUAUUGUUUUUUUAAAUAACUCCGUUAAUGUUUACGAUAUCACUGAUAUCAGUUUCACCUAAAAACUAUUUCAAAGCUAAUUCCAAGAAAACUUGUUAAGUUUAAUCUUUUAACCCCUUACUUUUUUUUUAAAUAAAAGGUUAAAUGGCCCAGCUUACAGGGUUUUCGCAGGAAAAUUUAAGCUUUAAACGUUUCUGUCUCGGUUAUUUUUUACCCUACAGAAAUAGUAAAACAGGUAAAAUAUUUGAUACAGAAAUAACUAAAAUUUAGUUAUAUAAUUUAUCAUUUUUUACGUGUAUUGAGUAUUUUUGUAGUUACUCUCAAAAGAAAAUGAAAAUUGCGAUAAUUUAAAAAAUUCUGAUUUUUUAAAAUUAUAUCUUUUUUUUUCAAAAAUAUGCAUUCUAAACCAGUCAAAAUUGUUGACAUCAUUGCUUAUGCCAGUAUAAAAAAAUCUUGUAAGGAUUACUAUAAAUUUUAAUUUUUGUGGAAAUGUUUUCGUUUUCACUUUUUCCUAAAAAAAUCGAAAGGGUUCUCUUAUUUUCAUCAUAACUUGCUUAAUGUUGAUGCUAUUAACUUCUGGAGCUCAUUUGAUAGGUAUUCUGAAGUACUUUGACAAUUGUUUAACAGGUGUAUUUCAUAAAAUGCAUCGUUUUCCCGUUAUUUAAGCUUGAAUACUUAGAUUUGAGUUCUCGUUGAAAAAAUAUACAUUCAAUUACCCAUAACUCACUUUAAAUUAAAUUUAGUUUAGUUCUUUACGUGAGGAGUAUAUUAAGUUUUUUAUUAUCUUCAAUUUCAGUGAUAAUAACUUUUUUUUGCAAAAGCUUAUAGUUUUUGAGUUAUACGUGAAAAACAGUUUUAAAGCAUGCAUUUUCUAAGAAAAAUUAAAAUUUUUGAUGUUCAAUAACUCAAAAACUAUUGCUUUAUGUUAAUAACUUUAUAUAACAAAUUUUUAUUAGAAUUUGUCCCUCUAUCGACUUAUGGUAUUAUUUUUAAGAGGAAACAGUAGCGAUCAACAGGUAGCGAAAACGCGUUCCAAGAUUGCGGCUCUAAUUUUGAAUAUUUUUUCGGGAUAUUUGGCACACGUAUUCGUAAUAUAAUAAAGAAUGGCGGUACAGAGCCCA